GUGCAAUUAAUGAAUUAAUGAAUUAAUUAACCGAUCAGCCGCGGUGGCCGCUGCUGCGUUGGCACCGGGCUGGGCGGGGUGGCUGUGCCCCAUAAGUGCCCGCUGUGGGGUGACCCCGCUGUCCGGGGGUGCCCCUUGGGCUGCGAUUUGCGCCGCUCUUCUGGACUGUGCCACCCCCGUCCCGUCCCCGAGCCAUGUCCUUUAGCGACAGCAGCGACGAGAGACCCGUGUCCAUCCUUUGGGGGUGCGAGCUGAGCAGCGCCAGGAGCUCCUACACCUUCCAGGUGCCCGAGGAUUGGAACUGCGAGCAGCAGCUCGUCCUGCGCACUAUCUGCCUGGGGGAGACGGCCCGGGAUGAAUUCCACGUGGUGGAGGUGGUGACCGAGGACGGUGACAAUCGCACCCCGGUGCCCCUGGCCACGCUGAAGCCAUCGGUGCUGCCCAUGGCCACGCUGGCCGGAGUGGAGCUGAACCCCCCCGUGACCUUCCGCCUACGAACGGGCUCCGGGCCCGUCUAUGUCAGUGGCCAGCACGUGUCCAUGAUGAUGCUGAGCUCGGAUGAGGAAGAGGAAGAGGAAGAGGAAGCAAUGGAGGAGGUCCCCAAGAACCCCCCCAAGGGUUCACGUGCCCAGAAGGGCAGCACCGCCAAGAAAAGGAAGCUGGAAAAAGAGGAUGAGCUCAGGAGCAGCCUCGCCCCCGAGGCUCCCCUUCCCAGCAAGGGCCGCGGAGCCGGCCGGGGCAAGAAAACAGCACCAAAAAAAUGA
Molecule: messenger RNA, 764 nt
Organism: Cinclus cinclus
Lineage: Eukaryota; Metazoa; Chordata; Aves; Passeriformes; Cinclidae
Gene: NPM2
Product: nucleophosmin/nucleoplasmin 2
Exons: 9
Coding region: 195-764 (189 amino acids)
Biological process (GO): positive regulation of DNA replication; chromatin remodeling
Cellular component (GO): nucleolus; nucleoplasm; cytoplasm
Molecular function (GO): RNA binding; chromatin binding; histone binding
Source: RefSeq, a predicted model, not a curated record